AGCUUUGCUUAGCAAAACCAAACAACGUACCGUGCUUUGCUUGUUGGUCAACGUUUUGGAUCCACUGCUGAGACCUCGUAAGAUCGUAACAAAUGUAUUUUACCCCAAAUUCUCGAACUGUAUGAGUCGAGAAAAGACUCAAUAUAGAAGUUAAGUAAGUGAAAACAGGGAACAAACGAUCACCUGCGUAGGUUAGUUACUUACUAUAUAGUUGAGUCAGUUCCAAUCUUAUACACCCAAUCACGUGAAACAGGUGUUGCUGGAGAUUCGGGAAUUCAGGGCUCUGAAGAACCCCUGUGGUGAAAGUUGGUCAAUAGAACAUCGGAAAUGAUGUUACGGUACCACAUUACAUUCUGAAAGUGGAGUACCGGUUGAAUAAAAGAUAUCAAUUCCAAAAACUAUUUUUUCGAUAUGAAAAAAAUCAUAUUUUCCUUAGUAAUAACAGGUUUGCUGUCAGUAUGUAAAGGGAACAGGGUCAAGCGGUGGGAUGAAGAUGGCAGCGGUGAUAAAAUGGGAGUCCGUGGUCAGCCCGGAGUUGACUAUCCGGACUACAGGGAGAUUCCUGAGACGUCGUUUUCAUGUAAAGAUAAGUUGUAUACAGGAUUAUACGCAGACGUCGAGACACGGUGUCAGGUUUACCACGUGUGUUACCCCAAGAACAGAAUGGCCAAGUUCAUGUGUACUAGUGGCACUGUCUUUAAUCAGAAAAUCCUGGCUUGUGAUUACUGGUUCAGCGUUGAGUGUGAGGAUUCACCCAAUUAUUAUUACUUAAACUCCAAAAUUGGAAAUGCCUCAUUGCAGUUGCAUACCGAAGAUCGGGUGGAGCUUCAACAACUUCAACCUGGUUUACAGCCACAACCACAACGACAGUCUGGUUCACAGCCUGGAUACAAGCCUCGGCCAGAAUCACAGUCACAACAACAGUUGUUCACAGUCUGGAUACAACCCCGACCUGGAUCAAAGCCACAACAACAGCCUGGUUCACAGUCUGGAUACAAGCCUCGGCCUGGAUCACGGCCACAACAACAGCUUGGUUCACAGUCUGGAUACAAACCUCGGCCUGGAUCACAGCCACAAAAACAGCUUGGUUCACAGUCUGGCUACAAGCCCCAGCCUGGAUCACAUCCACAGUCACAGCCACAACAACAACCUGGUUCACAGUUUGACUACAAGCCCCAGUCUGGACCACAGCCACAACAACAGUUUGGUUCACAGUCUGGAUACAAACCUCGGCCUGGAUCACACCCUCAAAAACAGCUUGGUUCACAGUCUGGCUACAAGCCCCGGCCUGGAUCACAUCCACAGUCACAGCCACAACAACAACCUGGUUCACAGUCUGGAUAUAAGCCCCGGCCUGGAUCACAGCCACAACAACAGCAUGGUUCACAGUUUGACUACAAGCCCCGGCCUGGAUUACAGCCACAACAACAGCCUGGUUCACAGUCUGGCUACAAGCCCCGGCCUGGCUCACAGCCACAAAACCAACCUAGCUACAAACCUCAGCCUGACUCACAUCCACAACACCAACCUGGUUCACAGUAUGUUUACACACCCCAGCCUGAUUCUCACCAACAUAAACAGUCUGGCUACAAGCUUCAAACUGGGUCUCUGUCACAAAAACAGCCUGGCUCACAGUCUGGUUAUCAGCCACUGCUUGACUCUCGGCCACAACAACAAAGUGACUACCAAUCACAGCUUCGCACUCAGCCUCAACGACAAAUUCAGUUUGGCUUCAAUCAACCUGACUUACCGCAAACAUCUUUUAGGCCUAACCCAUGGAUGUUUCCAGGAGGAAUGAUGAUGAUGGGUGGACCAGGUGACCGCUAGAGACGUUUUAUAGAAGUUAAGCCAUCUUGUUUUUGUCGAUUGGAAUUAGGGUUAGGGAACAAACGGAUAGAUGGUUUUGCUGUCCAGGGACGUAAACUUGUUUCCAGUAUAAUUUCUCUAAGCUAUUUUAUCCUUCGGGGAAGGUAAA
Molecule: messenger RNA, 1975 nt
Organism: Limulus polyphemus (Atlantic horseshoe crab)
Lineage: Eukaryota; Metazoa; Arthropoda; Merostomata; Xiphosura; Limulidae
Product: glutenin, high molecular weight subunit DX5-like
Exons: 5
Coding region: 412-1827 (471 amino acids)
Cellular component (GO): extracellular region
Molecular function (GO): chitin binding
Source: RefSeq, a predicted model, not a curated record